CAUAUUUCAUAAUGUCUUCAAAAUGGCUUCUGAAAACCAAAACCAUCUUCGCAGUAAGUCAAAUGUCUUCAAAAUGAAGACAUGUCUUCAAUUCUGGCAUCUCUGGCUCCAAACAAACAUUUUCAAACAUUCGAAAAAGGUGCUUUUAUAUGUUCAUUUCACCCUGUUUUCUGUGCUAAAGGUAAGCAUUUUUUUCAGCCGAAGAUUAUUCCUUUCUCGUACAACAUCGAGUCUCACUCGUGGGUACUUGCAUAACAUAUGGCGCUAAAAAGCUCUGCAGAGUAGUGAAAUCAAAUCAAAUCAGUAGUGAAGGGGUUUAAUACUUUCUGCCAACGCUACUUCAAGUGAAGAUGUUGUACACCAGGGUUUUUAUGCGGUUUCCUUACCGCUGUUUUUUAUGAGGUUUUCUACGUGGAUUUCCGAAUUAACGCCGUUUUUACGCGGAUACCUAGAAAACUACCAAUUUACUCAGGAGAUUCCCAGGACUGGCCCAUUGUCUACAGCGCUACAGCGAUGUUGAACACCCAGCUUUUUUAUGCGGUUUCCUUACCGCUGUUUUUUAUGAGGUUUUCUACGUGGAUUUUCGAAUUAAUGCCGUUUUUACGCGGAUACCUAGUGAACUAUCAGUUUACUCAGGAGAUUCCCAGGACUGGCCCAUUGUCUACAGCACGUUUCUCUCAAGCAUGCGGAUACAGUGAUGCCGAGAAUUUGGCACGACUGUAGCGGUGUUUGCGAGGGUACGCUUUGGACUCAGUGAGGAGUCUAUACUCCCAAUACGAGUACUCCCAAUUCCGGAAACGGUUGCCCAUAUACAGUGAUUCCAUGCCAAACCUAUCGGUUCGGUGGUUCUCAGAUUUUUGUGAAAAUUAGUAGUACUGUUCUAUAUCACAUAAUAUUAGACCCGUAUUUUUUAUUUUGACGUAGGACUACGUUUAUGAUUUUUGUGUAGGGUGCUCACUCUAAAAAAAAAGUAACGAAAAGUGCAUAUUACGCAGAAUCAUCUCACGAUAUGACGGCGCCAGUGGUUGUAUGGUUAGCGUAACAGCCUCACAAUCCGAUCGGCCUGGGUUCAAUCCCAGCUGGCGUCGUUGGGAUUUUCUGAGGCGAAAAAUCUCUGGUUACGUCUUCCUUCGGAGCGGAAGUAAAAGAAGUUGGCCCGGCUCAUGAGUUGUUGAGUCUGAUAGGUAGGAACAGGUGGAGUCGCCUCCCUGAUGUCGGUGAUUGGCACUAAAGUGGCGGAAAUAGGCCGACGAAAAAUAAGCGAAGAUAAAAAAAAAAAAAAAAAAUCUCACGAUAUGUAUUAUAAAAUAUACCAUUAGACGCCAAAUUUAUCCAGCAAUUUUUUCGCUUGAUACAUUAACAUUGGAAGUAGCAAAACAAUUGAGCAAUUCAACCAAUAAAAACAGGUAUGUUUUGCGAGCGAAUGCAAAGGCAAUUGUAUAUAUCAUUAGGCUGACCAAAUUUACCGAGCAUUUUUGGUUGUCCCGUCAUUUUACCAAUCUGUACCAUAUUUUGAGUAUAAAAAAUUACUAUCAAUAUUUUUUUCAAGAGGGUCUCCGUAGCCAUAUUGGUUGCGAGUUCGCUUAGUAAGUGAUCGAUCGUGAGCUCAAAACUCAGGGCCCUCAUUGACCAUCUUUGUGUUGUUACAGAAUAACUACGUCCACGCAACAAUCAUCAGCGAUGGAGAUCGAUCCACGGUCGAAUUAUUUAUUUUAUUUUAUUUAACCAGAAUACAUGACAUAAGACAUUCGUCUUUUAAAGUGUCACUAACGCAGCAAAAUUGUUCACACAAUGACUAGCAACCAUUACUACAUAUUAUUCAACUUAAAUCUAAUCUAUUGAUUGAAAAAUGAUAAGCAGCCAUUUUUGAACAUUACUUCAUGUUUAAUACGUCUCAAAUUGGAAGGUAAACUAUUCCAGUUCACCACACUCCUCACUAUAAAUGAAUUGCCGUACAUAGCUGUACUAUGGAUAGGUACCACAAGGUUGCAGGUCCGCUGACUUCGAGAUAGAUGUAGUUUGGAGAACAAGUAGGAAGGUCUCUGGCGAUUCAAUAUCCUGAAUAGAAACAAAGAAGCACGCAUGUUGUAGAAGUUACGGAAGGGGCAACCAAUUAGGUCUUUUUGCAAAUGGCGCACUGUAGCCAUACGAUUUAAACUGAACACGUAUCUCACACAAUCGUUCAAUGCCACUUCUAGCUUUGAUCUCAUCGCAGAACUCAUGUUAAAGUGUAUUACAUCUCCAUAUAUAAAAUGCGGCAGUAUUAACGUUUUAAACAGCUUCAUUUUGAUGUUUUGCGGAAAAUCAGCAGUCGUUGUUCUCAGACUACGAAGGCAAGAAUAAAUUUUGCCACACUGCAACGAAACAGUUUUUUCCCAUCCAAGGUUGCUCUGGAAGAUGACACCAAGAUUAUUUGCAUGAUUACUGAAGUCCAAGUCAGUUCCCUCAAUAUUCACUCUUGGUAAGCCGUCGAGGAAACGAAUAUUUCCGAACAUCAAAGCUUUCGUCUUCGUAGGAUUUACUUGAAGUGUGUUCUCUCUUGUCCAAUGAAUUACUCGUUCUAGAUCACGGUUAGUACAGAGUAUUAAUUGCUCAGCUGACAUGCUAGGCUGUAUACAGAAUAAUUGAACGUCAUCGGCAAACAUUUGCACACGGCAAUAUCUGAGCACAUUGGAGAGGUCAUCAAUGUAGAUCGAGAACAAUAAGGGUCCAAGUACAGACCCCUGUGGCACGCCAGAGGUGACCCGCAGGCUAUGUGAAUGAGCAUCUCCACAAUAGACAGUUUGAGAUCUAUCUGUAAGGUAUGAUUGUAUCAGCGAAAUAGCAUUCUGGUGAAAACAAAAUUUAGUGCGAGGCUUCAUACAUAAACGUCGAUGAGAGAUGGUAUCGAAUGCUUUCGAGAAAUCAAGAAGAACUAGGACAGCAUUCUGCUUCUUGUCUACUGCAAUUGCAAUGUCAUAAUAGACUCUUACCAGAGCUGUUUUCACACCUUGAUGUCUUCUGAAACCCGCUUGCUGCUCUGAAAGUAAGUUGUGUCGAUCCAAGUAUGAAGUGAUCUGUUCUUUAAUAAGCUUUUCAAGUGCUUCUGAUAAACCACAGAGUAGGCUUAUUGGUCUCAGAUUAUCAAUGGAACGUAAAUUUUUCUUUUUCUGCAAGGGAAUCUUUUUGCAUUUUUCCACUGUGUAGGAAACGAUGACGUUUCAAUGACUCUGUUGAACAAGUAGGUGAUUUGAUUGAUUACGAGUGGCGUGAUAAUUUUCAAAAAUUUAGUUGAGAUGCCGUCAGACCCAGACGAAUUUGAUUUGAUUUCGAAAAUAGCAUUAACAACUUCAUAAUCAUGCACUUUCUGAAACGAAAAACCUUCUCCAGCGUCGAAGGUCGUCCAAGGUUGCACAUCGGUGCCAUCAUCUCUGGUGAAAUGACUAGCAAAAACAUUAUUAACUUCAUCCGGAUCAUACGCGCAAGGCUCCUGUGAUUUAUUCUUUCCUCCGAUGCCUAAGCCUCUUAGCUUCCUCCAAAUAUCUCCCGACGAAGUAGAUGAUCUAAAGUACUGGUUCAGCCUAUCCUGUUUUGCUCGCCGAAUGAGUGUCGUGACUCUGUUCCUCAGCCUCUUGAACACAUUUCUUUUCGCAUCUUUAUGUUGAGACUGCGAGACCUUCCAGUCUCUAUACGCCAGAUCUCUCUCUACAAUUCCUCUGCGAAUAAUAUCAUUGAACCAUGCAUUAUAUCGUGUACGUUGUCUGGCAGUCCGAACAGGAAUACAAUAGUCAUGAACUUCCGUGAUAUUCGUGAUGAAAAACUGAGUAGUACUAUCGAUAUCAGAAGAGUUGAAAAAGUUCUCCCAUGGAAUUUGGUCCACCGUUUCACGCAAAAUCAUUGGAUCGAAACUCGUGUAAUCUCUAUAUGUCUUCAAGACAGACAGUGGGCGCGUAUCGAUGUCAAUGGAGCAAAAUAUCAAGUCAUGCUUAGAAACACCGGGAACAGACACUUGAUUUAGAACUAGUACAUUAUCAAGAUCAUUCGUGAUGAUAUAGUCGAUCAGCGACGAUCCAUCACGAUGGAAGUGUGUAGGUUCAGUGUUUACCAUAGAAAGAUUAAAAGAUUGCAACAUGUUGUCUAGUCUAUCUCGUUUCAAACUAGGGCGAAGCCAAUCAACACUCAGAUCACCAGUUAACACAACGGUGCCACAAUCUAAAGUAAGAUUUACCAACUCAUCUCGUAGAAAAGGAAAUAGUUCACUCUCAGGAGGAUUAUAUAUUGUAACGACUAGUAUUUUUGUAUCUAACAAUUCACACUCUAUGGCAAUGCACUCUGCCAUACUAUCACUCUGUUCAGAGAUAACGGGAGCAUACACAACCCUAUGCUGGAUUCCUUCUCGAAUAUACAUAACGACACCACCGCCUCUUUUAUACACACGGUCAUUACGAGCCAGGCGAUAACCAGGUAUUUGAAUCAUGCUGUCGGUUAUUGCAUCAUGUAGCCAAGAUUCAGUAAAACAUGCCACCGAAACCUUAGAAUCAAUCAGCAUUUGCUUUAUCUCUUCAAACUUGCUUAAAUUACGAGCUCACAAACUUUGAACAUUGGCGUGGCAAACAUUGAAUUUAAAUUCCUUUAACAUAAGAUUCAUGACGAUUUUUGGAAUAGAGUAUUGAGGAUGUGUGGUGCAUCUCGCCGAAUGGAACAUCAGCUAACAAAGGCGAAGCAAUGAUCAUUUUUAGGCUGCUUUAGGAUAAUUUUGACACUAAACUCACUCCAUCUCUUCUUACAAUUUAUUCGUCUAAUACAGUUAUCAACAAAUAACAGUGUGGAAAACUUGACAAAAAUACAAAUCUAUUCUAAUUGCUCAAUGGAUGUUAUUGGUUCCAGUGGUCCGUUUGCGUUCUUUCUUACAUGGACGAUGCCCUGUUUUGUGGUGACUGAUUGCAGUUUCUUCUCUUUACGCUACUUAAAAUAAACGGGUACGGGAUUACUUUUUAAAAAAUGAUGUAUUCCAUUUGACGGUCAAACUAAGACUAACUUUAUUCUUCUCUUAAUGCUAACAUGAUCGUUUAUCAGCUAAACCCUAAAUAUGUCAACCCAGCACCAUGCGGGCGGGCCUUGGAUGUUGUUUAUUUUAUGAUCACGCUUCCAAUUCCUUCGCUAGCGGAUCCGAUGUUUUGUUUAUCAGCCAAGCAGCAUAAUAUUCGCCUGGUCUGCAAAUUCCAUGCGAUGCUCGAUCGUUAACUCGCUGUUUUAAGGCUGCUUGCUUGAUGGCCCUUGCACUGGAUGUAAGAUUUUCAUUGAUAUAGAUGCGACGAUCCAGAUUAAAUACCAGGUGCCUUAGACUCAAGUUGCAUUUAGACAAAUACUUUGCGUAGAAUUCGUCUCGUAUACUGGCUAUUGAAAACUGCAGCAGCGUAAAACAUUGAUCUCCGUCGGAUAAUCUUCCGGAACGCAACCGCUUGCACUGAAUGUGUAAUGUUUUAUUUUCGUCGAAACCAAUUGCUCGAACUAUACUAAGUAGGUAAUGAUGAAGGUCCUCAUUCAAGACGUACGGUAUGCCUACAGCUAUCAACUCGUUCCUAAGCUCGAUACGGCGGAUGGUCUCAGUAACCGAAUCAAGACGAUCGCCCACUAUGGUGAGAUUGGAUCGGAAUGAUUGAAAUUCAACAUUGUUGCUUCCUUCCAGUUUGAUGACGUCGCUUUUAAUAGUGUCGAUUUGUUGUUUUAAAACCAAAUGAAUCUCGUUCAGCUUUGAUGUGAGGUCGGUUUUUAUUGAGUCAAUCUUUUUGUUGGUUUCGUCAAAGCGUUUAGUCAAUAUUUGUAGUGCACUUUCCAACGUAGGUCCCGGCAAAUCCAAAUGGUCAAUGUCCUUCUUAGAGACUACAUUUGCCGAACCGCUCCUCAGCCGUUUCUUCUCGUCGCCAGACAUUUAGUUGUUACACAAUAUAUUGUUUCAAGAACAAUGGACGAUGGACAGCACAGCUUCAGACUUGUAAUCAAGAGUGAUUUUCUCCAGGGAUUAGUUACAGAAACUUGUAAAAGUACUAUGUAGAUAUCCGGGAUGCAUAAUCUGCCGUUAGAACAAAGAUUUGCAACAAGAAAAACAGCACACUAAUUAUUUGUUACAAAGGGAGCUACAAUUAACUUUGCCUAGUCUUGGACAUGGUUGCCAAACUGACGUUAAGAUCGAUUCAUCCAUACAACUGCUCUGCUCUGCAAGACACAUCGGGUUACUGUUCUAUAAAUAACUCAACAAUGAUCAAUCAACUGUCUCCGCUGUCCGGACUAACUGGAAAACUCAUACGCCUAAAUGGCUACUGUGUAAAUGUAUACCAUAUGCAAUGGUAUAGAAGGGAAUACUCUAACGCCGAAAAAUGGCAACUGUGUAAUGUGCUAAUUAUAAAUAUGAUAAAUAUGUGACAUGUACACGAUUAAGAUUCGGCUCUGUUACAGCUAAAAUGCCUAAAAUAAACAAAAGAGAUAAAAAAUAUUUUUCUUCCGAAUAAACUGAUUGGAAUUUGAAUUCUAACUUUGCUCAGAGUGUUCGCAGGGAAAGAGUUUGUCUGCUAAUUGUGUGUUAAGAAGGUAGUACGCUAUGGAAACUAGCCUAAAAAUGAAAGCUGGCCUAAAAUGUUCUCUGGGAUGUCUACUUUACUGUAGUUUUCGUCCCAGGUUUGUCCGAUGCUCCGUUCCAAAGUUACAAACCAAUUAGUGGAUCUAAGUAUUUGCGUAAGGAGCGCGGAUCCAAAAAUUGAAAACGCUUUUUUCUCGAAACUAAGUUUUGCAAACUGGUUUGUCGUUCAUGUGCUUACACGAUGCUACCGAAUGACCAUACGUAACAUAUCACAAGCAGAAGAACAACCGUUUUACGAACAGUCCUUCUACGGGACAAAUAUCGAAAUUCACACGUAGGACUAUUCGAAAGACUGUUUUGUUUCAUUUUCAUUUGUUAGAAUUUUUCAAAUGGUGAUGUGACUUUUCCGCCAAGUAAUCUACCCGAAAAAUGAAUUAGUUGGCUCAAAAAAAUAAAUAAAUUAAUAACUUUUUAUUAAAAUGUUGACGGUUUUGAAAAGAACCUAUGAUGUCUUCAUUGGAAUUGGUGUUUCUUCUAUUAGAUUAAAUUUUUGUUAAAUUUUUAGUUUGUUUUCACUCCUACACAUUUUUUCAAUUCGCUCUCACUUCCUUUUGACUUCUUCCCAUUAGUUUUAUUGAGACUUCGUACUUGAACAAUCAUUCGUUGGAGAUAUUUGGUUUUGGCGAUGGUAAUGAUGCAGUAAAUCUAGUGUUGCGAUCUAGUGUUGAUUACGGACUCAUUGAUUGGACAGUGCAAACUAUCUGAAGCCAUCGAGCCGCUUACCCUCAAUGACUCUAGUCAUCCAGCCCUUUCAGUAGAGAUUGAAGUGCUAAUUCCUCCUAUAUUUGAAGAACUGCACUCAAACACCGUCGAACUAAACUACCGUAGAGCUAACUAUGUAGCGUUGAAUGAAGUUUUCCAUCAAACAGAUUGGACGUUUCUUGAACAAUCAGCGAAUGUGGACGAUGCCGUCAGUCAGUUCUCACAGUCGGUAAACGAAGCGUUGGCGGAACAUGUUCCUGUUCGAAGACCUACUCCCAAACCGCCAUGGGGGAAUGCUCAUCUACGACACCUAAAACGUAUCAGAUCAAGAACUCUUCGUUGGUAUAGAAAAACCCGGUGUCCUUUUCGUAAGCAGGCAUUCGUUUGCGCCAGCAACAGCUAUCGCCUUUACAAUCGGUAUCUGUACAAACGAUAUUCUCUCCGCACUCAAGACAACCUUCGAAGAAAUCCUAAGCAGUUCUGGAAUUUCGUGAACUCUAAACGCAAAGAAAACGGACUCUCUGCUGAAAUGUUCCUAGAUCAUGAUGUCGCUUCCUCCUCUUCUGAAAAAUGCAGGCUUUUUGCCACCCACUUCAAGAGUGUAUUUAACAGUUUUAUCGCCUCCGCUGAACAAGCCGCAGCUGCAUGUAGAAACACCACUAUCAACGCAUUUGAAUUGAGAAAUGUUGUUAUCAACCAACAAAAGGUUGAACGCGCCAUCUCUAAAAUGAAAUUCUCAUCAACUAGUCCGGAUGGGAUUCCGGCCUGCGUUUUAAAACAUUGCUUGAGCUCACUGAUUCGUCCUUUAACGCUACUCUUCAAUAUGUCCCUUCGUGAAGGUAUAUUUCCUUCCAAUUGGAAAUUGUCGGUUAUGUUCCCUGUUUAUAAAAAAGGAAAUAAGCAAAACAUUGAAAACUAUCGAGGUAUUACAUCGUUAUGUGCAUGCUCCAAAGUAUUUGAGAUUAUCGUCAAUGAAGUAUUGUUUGUAAGUUGUAAAAAUUACAUAACAGCUGAUCAACACGGCUUUUACCCCAAGCGAUCUGUCUCGACAAAUCUAGUGCAGUUUACAUCAUUCUGCUUGCGCAAUCUAGAUGCCGGAUCACAAGUUGACGUGAUAUACACUGAUCUCAAAGCAGCUUUCGAUAGAGUCGAUCAUAAGAUACUGCUUAUAAAACUGGACAAGCUAGGAGUUUCGAAUGACCUCAUUAGAUGGUUUAAAUCAUAUCUCACGGAUCGAAGACUAUGGUGCCUAUUCUGUAUUCCGACGGAUUUCUAUUUCGUUCGAAAGUGAUAUUUCGAUCGUUUUCGAAUUUACCAUUCCCUAUUCCAAUCGUUUUGCUCGUUUCGAACGAAAGUGUUAGAAAAUUUCGAAUAUGCAUCGAUCUGUCAAAAACCGAUAAACAAAAAGAAACACCGUAUUAAAUAGCGGCGAGUGCGAGUUGAAUUUCAGUUAAUUUUUGAUCCUAAGAGAAAUUUGUGAGAAAAUUUUCUCGUUCAAUGGAUUCCGUUUUGUUACCGAUUUUGGCGGAGCAAGAAGAAAUUGGAAUGCCUUGCUACCAUCGGCGAAACCACCGAAAAUCAACCGACUUCAUGAAACUUUCUGAUGAAGCAUUCAUCAAAAGUUUUCGUCUAAGUAAGGAAGCUUUUCGGUACGUUUUAGAGGAAAUUGAGAACUGCCUUACCACAAGGAAAGGUGGUCUAUCCACGGAGGUGAAACUCGCAGCAUGUUUGCGAUUCUUUGCUGAAGGAAAUUAUCAACAUGGAGCAGGGCAAGAUUAUCACAUUGCCAUAGCACAGCCCACAUUUUCCAAGGUGCUGACUGAAAUGCUUAACAUUCUGGAGCGGACACUGUGUAAGAAAUGGAUUUCCCUAAAUAUGACGGAAGACGAACAGCGGCGUGCUAAACUACACUUCUAUCAGAAAACAUCAAUUCCGGGUGUUAUUAUGUGUUUGGAUGGAACCCACGUAAAAAUUAUUCCACCUAAGCUGAAUCGAAAUUUGUUUUUUAAUCGGAAGGGAUUUUAUAGUCUCAACGUUCUGAUUGUUUGUGACGAUCAGCAAAGGAUUCGUUUCGUUGAUCCUACCUUCCAGGGAUCUAAUCAUGACUCUCAUAUAUGGCGUGUAAGCCCUGCAAGAACUCACUUUGAGCAGCUUCACCAAAAUGGUGAAGUUAAUACUAAGAUUCUAGGUGAUGCUGGUUAUCCAUCGGAACCUUGGUUAGUAACGCCAUUCAGAGCAGCGGAGGAAGGGAGUUUGGAGAGCGAUUUUAAUCGCAGGCAUGCCUUGGGUCGUGCUAUCGUCGAGCGGACAAUCGGUUUACUAAAAAAUCGGUUUAGAUGCAUCCUUGGCGCGAGACAACUUCACUACAAUCCUACUAAAUGCGCUCAAAUUAUAAAUGUAUGCUGUGCACUUCACAAUAUAUGCUUAGAAUUUGGUCGUUCUCAGUAGUUAUAAUAUGUUAUGCAGCUGUUUACAUAAUAAACUUUUGUUUAAAUUAAUAUUUAUGACUGUUAAAUUUCAUCUAACUUGUUUGCAAAUGCUCAAAUAAAUAACAACCACCGGAAAAGGAAGUGUCUUCCUUACUUAACUAUGGUUUCGGCAGAAUUAUUUACUCUUAUUCCUGCCAACACUUUGAGAACAUGUCAUUAUCGAUUUCUCGUAAGCAGGCCAAGUAUUCAAAUAACCAUUAUUAAUACUUUUUGCGUUGUUUUAACCCCUUGCUGUACGAUUUAAUUUCCAACAGCACGGCCCAAAACGAGCACUUCGAGUCGUUCCGCUACUCUGCUGAGUGUGGGUAUCUAACAUGGGUGCCCUAUGAUGAGCAAAUACAUGUUGUGUUUAAAAUAAAAACGAAGGAGUUAUAACUACGUACUAACUCGUUCGUUUUUAUUUUAAUUAUAAUAUUCAAAUUAUAUUUUAUAUUUUUAGCUCAUUCAAUUUUUUUUUAAAUAACGGAAAUUUUAUAAUCUUCAGUUGUCGGUAUCCUCAUCAUAUGUCUGAAGCUAUGUAAUUAUUUCACAUCGAGAAACAACGAGUGAAGUUCAAUGUUGUACGUGAAGGGGUUAAGGAAGUUCCAUAAACUAUAGGCGAAAUUCGUGAAUUUUAAAAAAGUUUAUAUAAUUUUGAUGCUAUUCCAAACAAACUUCAAAGAAAAAAUUAAGUAAGAUUUUUCUUCCAUGGAAAGAUAUAAAAAUACGAUUAGAACUUUUUUUCAUUUUUUUAUACUUGAGUUACAAUAUAAAGAUAAAAAAUCAGAUCACUGAUAUUUUGAAACAUUAUUCUAAUGUUCUGAAAUAUACGCAAUCUGCGUUUCAAGGAUUUGUCGCUAUUGAUUUCUCCAGCGCGAUCUUCUCCAUCUCGUGGUUAUGUCGUUUUUGUUCACUCAGAUGUUCUUUGAGUGUGGCAUCCACGGAAAGAAUCGCUCGAGCUGAUUGGCGCUGAUAAUGAACCAGAUCACUCAAAUUCUUGUUUGUGUUUUUUAACAGGGAUUUCACAUUGGUGUGAAAUUUGUUUUGUUGCUCGACUUGCAGCUCUAAUAGCCUCGUGGUAGAAGGUCUGGAUUUUUUCGGCUGAGAGGGCUGGAAGUGAAUGGUAUUAUUGAUACCGUCACACUCGUCGGAAGUACCAUAAUAUAUAAAAUUUUCCUGGUCUGCAGCUUGAGGUUCACCCGAAGGCGAACCCAACUGUGUUCCAUGAGAUGAGGUACCCGGGAUUCCUUCCACGGUCGCAAGUAACCCAGUUAGUAGAACUGCCUGCUCCUCCAGCUCGGACAAAUUGAUAAUUUUAUUGGGUCCUCCACCUGUCGCCCUCUGCUCCCGUUUGUUGUGAGCGAGUUUUCGCUUUAAUCCGGACUUAUAGUCCGCCCAAACCUACACAGAAAACCAGGGCAAAAAUAAGACUAUAAACAUAUGUUUCGGAUUCGUUUUAGUAUAUACCUUUUUCCAUCCACUUCCAUCGCGAAUAGGCGGUCCCAAACUAUUGACUUCUGCCGCCAGAUCAUCCCAGUAGGGUCCGGAAUUUCCUCGGGAGAAACCCUUUGCUAUGUCCGGCUCUUGCUCCAGAAGCAGCACAAUCCGCUCGAACUGAUUUUUAGUGGUUGUUUUGUUUUUGUUUUUUUCCCUGUUGAACGUUAAAAUUAAUUUAAAGAAAAAAAUGAUUAAAAAUUAGCUUACAUUUUUGCAGUUCACCGCUCAUCCGCUGCGGAAAUUAUUCACUCCUUCAUAAACAAAGUGGGUUUGACGUUUGGUUUGAUUCGAAUGAAAGAUGUUCGAAAACAAAACAGUCCGAACGAAAGGUAUUCGAAUUUGAAAACACCUCGAACGAAACAGGGAAUGGAAUUUACCAAGUCGUUCGAAAUAUUUCGAAUCGAUUGAAAUACAGAAUAGACACCUAUGUGUGCGAAUUGGAUCUGAGUCAUCUGAAUUUUUCACCAACAUAUCAGGUGUCCCGCAGGGGAGCAAUCUAGGACCUCUUCUAUUUUCUAUUUUCAUCAACGAGUUAUCAAAACUACUGCCACCGGGAUGUCGCCUUUUCUACGCGGAUGAUGUCAAGAUAUACACAGCCAUAAAUCACAUCCAAGAUUGCUACACUCUACAACAAUGGAUCAAUGAAUUCGAAGAGUGGUGCACAAAUAAUUUAUUGACGAUCAGUAUCCAUAAAUGCAACGCAAUAUCGUUUCAUCGAAAAUUGAACCCAAUCAUCCACAAUUACAAUAUUUCUAACGAGCCUCUAGUGCGUGUUGAUCAAAUACGCGACUUGGGAAUCAUCCUUGACACAGGGUUGACUUUUCGUCCCCAUUAUGACAGCAUAAUUGCAAAGGCUAACCGACAACUAGGAUUUAUAUUAAAAGUAUCCAACGAAUUCCGUGAUCCACAAUGUCUUCGGUCACUUUACUGUGUACUGGUGCGCUCCAUUCUGGAAUCAAAUGCAAUCGUGUGGUGCCCGUAUCAGUUAAACUGGAUAAGUAGAUUCGAAUCAAUACAAAAAAAAAUCAUUAGAUACGCGCUCCGUAGUCUUCCAUGGCGAGACCCGUUGAAUUUACCACCGUAUGAAGAGCGAUGUAGGCUCCUCGGGCUUGACACGUUGGAACGCAGGAGAUAUGUUGCCCAAGUUAUGUUUGUCGCAAAAAUACUUUUGGGCGAUAUUGACUCAGCGGAAAUAUUGACACAACUAAAUAUAUAUGCACCUAUUAGAGCCCUUCGACAGCGGGACUUCCUGUUACUAGACGGUCGUCGUUCAGCAUAUGGUCAAUACGACCCCAUUCGAUUUAUGGCGACAAGAUUCAACGAAGUCUAUCAGAUGUUCGAUUUUAACUCUUCUGCUGCAGCAUUCAAUCGAACCCUAUUAAAUGGAUAACACCCAACAUUGGAAUACUGAAGAACCACCACGAUCAGCAGCUUCACUGUAUACAUUUUAUUAUUCAUGACUCUAAUUUUAUUAUUAUGAUUUAUGAGAAUGUUUGUUUUUAUGUUUUUUCUCUGUACUAUGUGAUUAGUUAUUGUUAAUAUUUUGUAGUAGGAAUUAUGAAAAGAUAUGAGGUUUUUAUGCCCUUUUGUGUAAAACAUCCAACAACUCAAAAGGGCUUUUCCUCAUCUUAUCGGUACAUGUGAUAUCAUUGAGGCAACUAGCCAGAUGAGAAAUAAAUAUAUAAAUAAAUAAAUCAAUAAAUAAAUAAUCAGAUAAGAGUGUAUAUAUCACGUUGGCCAUGCUUCACUGUCAAUUUUUCGUAAAUUUGGAAAAAUGUCGUCGAACGAAAAAGUGCGUCGUGAAAUAAUCCUGUGCACUCAUUUCGAGAAUCCGGAGUUGUCACAUCGGGACAUCGGUAAGAUGCUGGGAAUCGUCCAAUCUACGGUCAGCAGAGUACUAAAACGAUAGUUCAAGAAGCUAACCAACGACCAGAAGGUGAAGAACGGCAAAAAUGGAUGCUCCGUCAGUGAAAAAGAUCACAAGCGCGUAGUUAAGCAGUUUAGACGUGAUCCGAGAAGUUCGGUCCGGGAUGUCGCCAAUAAGCUGAAUUU
This is a messenger RNA of Toxorhynchites rutilus septentrionalis, 13335 nucleotides long. Its product is annotated as putative nuclease HARBI1. NCBI's taxonomy places the organism in Eukaryota, Metazoa, Arthropoda, Insecta, Diptera, Culicidae. The record is from RefSeq and is a predicted model, not a curated record. The transcript has 4 exons. The coding region runs from base 8816 to 9766 and encodes 316 amino acids.